Phaethon lepturus (White-tailed tropicbird) is the source of this 114-nucleotide messenger RNA. Its product is annotated as growth arrest and DNA damage-inducible protein GADD45 alpha-like. Lineage: Eukaryota; Metazoa; Chordata; Aves; Phaethontiformes; Phaethontidae. The record is from RefSeq and is a predicted model, not a curated record. The annotation marks the transcript as partial. The transcript has a single exon.
AACCCCCAUGCCUCGCAGUGGAAGGAUCCAGCGCUGAGUCAGCUGAUGUGCUUCUGCCGGGAGAGUCGCUACAUGGAUCAGUGGGUGCCGGUGAUUAACCUCCCCGAGCGGUGA